Molecule: messenger RNA, 444 nt
Organism: Parasteatoda tepidariorum (common house spider)
Lineage: Eukaryota; Metazoa; Arthropoda; Arachnida; Araneae; Theridiidae
Source: RefSeq, a predicted model, not a curated record
AUGACAUUAACUGAAGACGAUCCAAUUGGACAUAAUCCAAAAAGAUGUCUCGUAUUGUAAUCAUUGUUGUCCAAAGCGUCAAAGAAAAAGGAAUGCAUCCAAAAAGCUCUAACCGCAUCCUGGUUUAUUUAAAGGACUUUUUUAGCAGUAAAAAAUGCCAAAGUACCGCUUCUUUUCAAAAUAAAAUAGUCAUCAUCACUGGUGGUAAUGCUGGCAUAGGAAAGGAAACAGCUUUGGAUCUCGCAAAAAGAGGUGCAAAAGUGAUUAUUGCAUGUCGUGACACAAGAAAAGGUGAAGAAGCAGCUCAAGACAUCAAAGAAAAAGAGCCCUCAGCUGCAAUUCAAGUAGAGCAGCUAGAUUUGUCUUCUUUUGCUUCGAUUCGGAAGUUUGCAGAGAAUAUAUUACAAACGGAACAACGCAUUCAUAUUCUGAUUAAUAAUGCAG